UGGACUCCCUCGGCCGCGACGACUAACAUGGGGACGGCCGCCCGCCAGACUUUGCUCUUAAUUCUUGUGUGUGUGGGGUCCGGGGGUUUUAAUCAUGCCGCUGCGAACAGCUCAGGUGCAGCCUCAGCAGGUGUCACCGUGGUGGACGGGAUCGACAUGUCCAAGUACCACCAUUACGACGACUUGGUGCGGCUGGCGGACACCCUGAAGGUGCAGUACCCGCACCUGGUGGAUCACUACUCCGUGGGCAAGUCCGUCCAGGGGAGAGAGCUCCUGGUCCUUAGGAUCAGCGAGAAUGUGGCCGAGCGGGACCUCACAGAACCCAUGUUCAAAUUCGUGGCCAACAUCCACGGGGACGAGACCGUGGGGCGCGCCCUUAUGGUGUUCCUGGCGCAGUACCUGGUGGCCCAGUACGGCUCCGACCCCAGGGUCACCAGGCUGCUCAACCAGACCGAAAUUCACCUCAUGCCGUCCAUGAACCCCGACGGCUUUGAGCUGGCCAAGGAAGGGAGUUGUAACGCCUUCAGAAACUCAGGCCGAGAGAACGCCAACAAUCAAGACCUUAAUAGGAACUUCCCUGUCCAGUGGGAGAAUCCCUCAGAAGCAGAGAUGGAGAAAGGAAGAGAACCCGAGACAUUGGCUGUCAUGAGCUGGAUUGUUCGGAAUCCUUUUGUUUUAUCUGGUAAUCUGCAUGGUGGCUCUGUGGUUGCCAGCUACCCAUUCGACGACAGCAGCCGUCACCCUGAUUGCUGUGUUGAAAGCAAGACUCCCGAUGAUCAAAUUUUCCGCCUCCUGGCCUCUACGUAUGCUUCAAACCAUGCUACAAUGCACCAGGGAAAUCUCUGUGUGGGAGAUAACUUCCGAGGGGGAGUUACCAAUGGGGCUUUUUGGUAUGAUGUUAAAGGGGGAAUGCAGGACUUCAACUAUGUGUAUGGAUCAUGCUUUGAAAUAACCUUUGAGCUCUCCUGUUGUAAGUAUCCCAUGGCAUCUGAGCUCCCAGAUGAGUGGAUAAAGAACAGGGAAUCACUCCUGGCAUUCAUGGAAAAGAUUCAUAUGGGUGCAAAAGGUGUUGUAACGGAUUCCGUAACUGGGGAGGGAAUUGAAGGAGCGAAAGUGAGUGUGGAGGGAAUUAACUACAAUGUGACAACUUCAUCAAGAGGCGAAUACUGGAGGCUGCUCUUACCUGGAACCUACACUCUGGUGGCAAAGGCAUAUGGGUACGAGACAGCCCAGGAGAGCGUGGUUGUGGUGAAUGGAACUGUUUCUCGUUUGGACUUCAAGCUUAAGCAGAUUGCACAAGUUUCAGUUCUCCAUGUAACAGGAGACAGGUUGGAAAAAUUAAAGAGUGUUAAGAUUGAUCUGCCCAUUAAGGAACGUGCAAAACGAAACCUGUCAAAAACUCCAUUGUUAACAACAACUAAUUCUGAGAUUGAUACAAAAAAAGACACUGAGGUUACUACACCUGUUGGAUAUUCUAACACUUACACUAAUGAAAGUAACAAUUAUACCUCUGAAAUCUCUGGUACCACAAUGCUUCCUGCUUCUAGUCUGGCAAUGGCAGAUCUUACUGAUAAUGGAAAUGGUUCACUUGCAACUCUUGGUGAAUUAAGUAACAGUAGUGUCACUGUUCCUAUGGAAGCUUACACUACAAUAAGUAGUAGCAUGCCAGCAACAAUAUCAUCAGCCAGUAGUGACACUGAGCAUUCGGUGGCUGCUGAAAGUUUAGACUCGUCAUCCCCUGUGUCAGCUGUAACUCCACCUCCUGCAGUCAGCACAACUACUACGACAACUACAACAACUGUAGCUACAUUUAAACCCAAGAAGCCAGAGGAAGAAGGAUUUACCUCAGAGCCAGAGUUUAAAUAUCACCAUUACCCAGAUUUGCAAGAUUUCAUGAUGAAGUUCGCUAAAAGAUACCCAAGUCUUACAAGAUUAUAUUCCAUUGGUACAAGCGUAGAAGGCAGAGAACUCUACGUCUUAGAGAUCUCUGACAACCCUGGCAUUCAUGAGCCUGGUGAGCCAGAAUUUAAAUAUGUUGGCAACAUGCACGGGAAUGAAGUCGUAGGACGUGAGACACUCCUUUUGUUGAUACAGUACCUGCUUGAAGGAUAUGGUGUUAAUGACCGUGUUACAAGUCUUGUUAAUGAUACAAGAAUACACAUUUUGCCGACUAUGAAUCCAGAUGGUUUUGAGGCUGGAAAUGAAGGUGACUUUGCUGGAGUUUUAGGAAGAGCCAAUGCUAAUAACAGAGAUCUCAAUAGGAAUUUCCCAGAUCAGUACUUCACCAACCAGCAAAACAGAGUUCAGGAGCCAGAAACUUUAGCUGUGAUGAAGUGGCUGAAGGAGUAUCCCUUCGUCCUCUCGGCAAAUCUCCAUGGAGGGUCUUUGGUUGCCAACUACCCAUGGGAUGACAACCCCCAGGGGAGAAGUGGCCUCUACAGUAAAUGUCCAGAUGAUGAGAUCUUCAAGAAGUUAGCCAAAGCCUACUCAUUUGCUCACCCAAAAAUGCCACAUGGGAAACCAUGUAAUAGUCCAAAUGUGGUAUUCCCUGAUGGUAUCACAAAUGGUGCCAGGUGGUAUAGUGUAUCAGGUGGUAUGCAAGACUACAACUACUUGCAUUCAAACUGCUUUGAAAUAACGGUUGAGAUGUCAUGUAAUAAGUAUCCAUAUGCAAAGGACUUGCCAACAUACUGGAUGGAAAACAAGAAUUCUCUUAUUACAUACAUGGAACAGGUCCACACUGGAUUGAAAGGAUUUAUUUUGGAUGAAAAUAAUAAUCCUAUCAGUAAUGCUACAAUCUCAGUAGCAGAUAUUGAUCAUGACAUUGUAUCAGCUGCUGAUGGCGAUUAUUGGAGACUCCUUGUGCCAGGAGAGCACCUUAUUACAGUGCAUGCCCCUGGGUAUCAGCCAAGUAGCAAGAAGGUCGAAGUUCCUCACCUGUGGUCGAAGCAGGUCAACUUCACCCUAAAGGCUGAUGGCUCUCAGGACUGGUCUGUGAGGGAAGAUUUCAGCAUCACAGAGAACCUUGGGGAGACCUAUUUGAGCAACUCCGAGCUCAGUUCAGCCAUGGCCAAGAUUGAAAACGAUUACAGGGAAGUGGCUGAAUUUUUGGCCAAUGAGAAUGAGUGGAGUAUGAAAAUCCAUGCUCUCCAUAUGGCUGCUGAGCAAGAGGCAUCAUUUGACAACAGAGUUCGAGUAGUGGUAGUUGGGGGGUUGUACGGUGCUCAGCCUGUUGGUCGUGAGCUUGUCAUUCGUCUUGCUCGACACCUGGGAGCAGGAUGGGCCAAAAAGGACACGAAGAUACAAACUUUGCUAGAGAAUACAAGGAUUUUCCUUGUGCCAGCAAUUGAUAUUGAUGGUUUUGAUGCAGCUAUUCCAGGAAUGUGUGGAUACAGCAAAUUAAGUGAGAUGCAGAAUGAGGUUGGAGGCUCAUUCUCACCAGAGAUUAGCAAUACUUAUGCUCAGGCUACAAUUUCAAUGUUGGAGCAGAUCAAACCACAUGUUGUGCUCUCCCUCGAGUCUGGAGGAAUCUUUAUGAGGUUCCCACGGGAUGACCCCUCGGCAAACACUCCCAUGACUCCAGACGAGGCCAAUUUCCAGUUUUUGACAGAGACAUAUGCACAUGGGCAUCCUACAAUGCUGCAGGCUGAGAACCCAUGCUCGCAAUGCAAAAGUUCAAUUAAGAAGAAUAUUAAUUCAGCCUUGAGCUCUACCAUCCAGAUUGGCCAACUCAUACUGUCAUUGUUUAAUGGAUUGUUAACUCAUGCCAAGCACUGCCUCCAAAUUGCCUUCACAAUUAGUGGGAAUCAAGAUUUUCCCACUACUUCACAGCAUGAUAAACUGGUGAUUUCUGGCAAUGGCCAGACACUGGGCAAAGGAGUCCACUACAUCAAGCAGAAUAUUCCACUCCAAGUGCUUUGGCGCAUCACAUGUGAUGGUGCCCUAAAGCUAACAAUCACCAUCAUUAAACAGCAUGAAUCAGAAGUUACAAGCCAAAUUCUUGAGGGCAAUAGUAAUAUGACAGUUGUGAGUAAAUGCAUAAUUUACCUUGUUGGUGAGGUGUUCUUUGGCCAAGGACAAGAGCAAGUUCCACCAUGUUACAGGUUGAAGGGCAAGCCAUACAUCCAGGUCUCACUAGCAGCACGACCCCGCAACCCGAAGUUCAGCGUAGUUUCCAAGGUUUGGUCACACCAGGUCCAUGGCCAUGUCCAAGCUCAUUGGACAACAGGCUUCCCUCAUUCCCUGCACGUUUACACAGCACAUGUGCUUAAGCCACAGAACCAGGAACCAAGAUCAGCAUUCCCAGCAGAACACAACAGCAGCAGCAGCAACACAAGGACAGCCCAGUUGAUCCGCACUUUAUUUUCAGCACCCAGCCAUACCUGUGGACACUCACACCCACACAAUCACUCCUGUAGAGAUAUAGACCACAGCACAACUCCACAACCUGAAGUUCCCGUUGAUUUCUACUUCAUCUUCAGCACCCAGCCAUACCUGCUUUCACUGUCAGGCAAUUCCAUCACAUGGUACAGUGACUCUAUGUUGUCUUUUAUUCCUAGAAAAAAGAAUAAAGGUAUAAAAGAUCCAAAGAGAAACAAGCAAGCAAGCAAGAUUAGGGGUUGCAAGAGUGCUGCAAAUGAUCUCAAAAGGAAUUUCUUCAGAGCAGUAGUCGAAACGGUACUCAUCUAUGGUUCCACUGCCUGGACCCUCACAAAAUCUCUGGAACAAAAACUCAAUGACCAAAGGAUGAGAUUCACAGGGCACUGCUGGAGAAGCAAAAACGAGCUAGCUAGCGAACUCCUACUAUGGACUCCUAGUCAUGGCCAAGCAAGAACUGGACGGCCAAAGAAAACAUACACACAACAACUUUUACAAGACGCGGAUCUACAACAAGUUGUUGAUCUCAAGACAGUAAUGAGUGACAGGAACAAACUUAAGGAUAUUGCUUUUAUGUCCUCAACAGGCAUAUCUGGACAGGUGGUGGACGACAAGGGGGAACCCGUGACUACAGCCAAGGUGCUGGUUGAUGGCAAGGUGAUUCAACUGCAAGAAAUGGCUUCCUUUAGGAAAUUGCUGCCUGUAGGCUCACACACUCUCCAGGUAACUGCCGAUAACUUGGAGAACAAAACAAUGGAGUUAGUCGUACCAGCUAACAAGGAGGUCCCAGCUAGUGUCACUCUGGAUUCACUCAAAGAGAUGACAAUAGGCUACCAUUCAUACUACGGGACUGAGGAUCACUUACGGAAGCUCAACUCCAACUACUCAGAAAUAUCGAACCUUUACUUAAUUGGAAGAAGCUCUAAGAGUCGGCAGAUUUUAGCCAUGGAAAUUGAUGUUCCACGAAAUGAUAAACAACCAGCAGUACCUUCAGUAGCUAUAAUUGGAGGUCUUGGGGCAAGUGACAGAGGUGGCAAGGAGCUGGUCCUGGAAUUUGCAAGGUACUUACUUUCUCACUAUAAUCAUGAUGCAACAGUGAGUAAAAUACUACAGAUGACACGUGUUCAUCUGGUACCAACUCUGAACCCAGAUGGCACUGCUGAAGUACCAAAGGGCAAGGAGAAGGGUGAGAAUUGUCAGCAAGUGGAUACAAAGAAUGGCAAUGGUGUUGAUAUGGACACAAGCUUCACUGCUAAAGAUACAGUGACCACAAAUGAACAGCCUGAAAUUACAGCCAUUCAAAAGUGGAUGACAGAAAAGAAAUUCACCUUGGCCCUUGUACUGAGAGGAGGAGGACAGGGAGUGGCAGUGCCGCUAUCUAGUGUCUCCAGCUUCAGCAUGUCACAUCAUGAUUCUGAGGUCUUCAAUCAUCUUGGCUCAGUGUACUCAAAGGCAGCAGGACUACCUCAGGAUAAGUCACAGUGCAAAGAUGUCAAGCUCACCAAUGGUACAGCCCGCGAUUCAGAAUAUCACCCCCAUUCUGAAAGCCUGUUGGACUGUUUUUAUGGCCACAGUGAGACUCUGGCCCUCAAUGUUUACUAUAGUUGUUGUGGUACUCCUGAUGAAAGGACUCUGGGUCAGUUGUGGAAGAAACAUAAACCAGCACUACUUAAGUACCUUACUCUUGCAAACAUGGGUGCAAUGGGAUACGUUACUGAUCUAUUUGGGUCCCCAAUACCUGAUGCGCAGAUCAAGUUUGAUGAAUCAGAGCAUGUUGUUACCUCCUCUGUAGACCAUGGAGCUUGGUGGAGGCCCUUGACCCCUGGAACACACACACUUACAGUCAAUGCUGAAGGAUAUUACAGUCAGAAAAAGCUUUUGCAAGUGGUCGGAGGUGACACGGUUGUCUUCAGAUUGGAAAAAGAUGAUAGUGUAUUUGGGAUGCCUAGAAUGGUGUUUGUGAUCAUUGCUGGUUCUCUUACUCUGCUGCUAAUGGUCUGUUGCCUCUGUGUUGCCACUCUCCGCUCAAAGCAACGAAGGAGAAAACAAUAUGGCUUCUACCAGCUAGGCAAUGCUGCUGACAUUUUCAAUGAUAGCUCUAGUGGCUCAGAUGACGAGACCCAGAUAAGGUUCUUGAAUGGAGCAACCAAGAACAAAGUGAAAAAGAAGAGAACAAGCAGAAUACCCACCUACAAAGACCUUGUUUCAAGCUCAUCGGAUGAAGAUGAACUAUUCCUUAAGAAUACCUAUGUGAAGAAGAAGGGGCAGAGGUGAUCGUUGUGUUUAGCCUCUAUGUAAAUAGUUCUCUGAAAGAACAAAGGUACAUUAGGUAUAGGUAAUGCAACAGUAUGGCACAAUAUACCCUUAAAUGGAUACACUGUUACACAAAUACAUGCAUACAUACUCUCACUCUCACUCUCUCUCUCUCUCUCUCUCUCUCUCUCUCUCUCUCUCUCUCUCUCUCUCUCUCUCUCUCUCUCUCUCUC
Messenger RNA from Penaeus indicus, 6863 nucleotides. RefSeq names its product carboxypeptidase D-like. The record is from RefSeq and is a predicted model, not a curated record. Bases 28 to 6651 code for a protein of 2207 amino acids. Lineage: Eukaryota; Metazoa; Arthropoda; Malacostraca; Decapoda; Penaeidae. Gene Ontology annotation, molecular function: zinc ion binding; metallocarboxypeptidase activity. The transcript is spliced from 40 exons. Gene Ontology annotation, biological process: protein processing; peptide metabolic process.